ACAGUUGUCAAAAGCCAAGUCAAGAGUCAAAGGGGGGCGGCCAGAGGAUUUCGGGGAUGUGUACCGUGUCUGACUGUGUAAGUUAAGUGAGUGGGUGAGUGAGUGGGGAGAGGGGAGAGGGGCCAGACAGAAAGAGAGAGAGGCGAGGAGGAUGGGAGUAUUUGCACCCCCAACGUGUCAAUGCAGUACAGCUGUGCAAGAUGAUCUGCCAGAUAUCUGCCUACCUAACCUGCGCAGCCCAGGUGGGAAGAUUGAGAUGACGUCUCUCUCCGCCCGCCUGUUCCUCUCUUGUCUAGGUAGGUACCUAAGUACCUUAGGUACUCAGUAAGGAGCUCCUCUGGUAGCUACCGGUACCCGACGUGUACCCGAAGCUCAUGUACCCGAAGCCAGCCGCAGCAGCUAUUCGGCGUGGAGCUAUCUAGACCAGAUACCUCACCUCAAAGUACAAUCUAGACACUGGCACAUGAUCGCAUCACUCCCAAAUUUCUACUACCAGAAAUUCGCAGCUAGAAAAGACAAGACAGACAGACAUCCCAUUCCACGGUAAAGCGCAGUGACACACAUACACAUACAAUGUCACAGCAACAAUCCAACUUCGUCCUCAGGGCAUGGUACCAGUGGAAAUCCCUUCGCCUACCAUGGCGGAAACGAUUCUUCGUCGGUCAGUUCACUCUCAAAAAGACACAACACCCUACAGACCACCCUACACAACAAUUCUCACCAUCACUCCCACUCCCAUUUAUGUACUCAAGUGAUAUAACUAACACACGCCCAGGCAGUGACCCCCAAGGCAAUACCUACUACGAGCUCCGUCAACCCCGCGGCGACGCUGCCGAAGGCUCGCCGCACAGACGUCUAGUCCACUAUCCGCGCUCAACACAACACAGUGAGGUAAAAGUGCCGCCGGCAUGGCAUCAAUGGCUACGCCACCAACGCUUCGAACCACCCACCAUGGAGGAGCAAAUCGCCGAGCUACAGCGCCAGGCGCGCAUGAAGCUCCUCGCCGCCGACGCCGACGCGCGGUGGGCCGCAAAGCCGAGUUUGUUGGACAUGCCGCCUUCUUCUCCUCCUCAUUCUCCUUCUUAUCCAACAACGACGCAAACAACACAAACGGCGGCGACGACGACGACGACGACGACGACGACGACGACUACGGAUCAACACACGAAACCUGACGUACAGGGCCAUGCACAGACUUCUAAUGCCAAUCAGGAAGAAAGUAGGGACCCCGCAGUGAAGAAGAAACCAAACCCUACUACGCAGACAACAAAAUCCACAAACACCAAGGCCGAGAUAGACAACGACCCGUGGAAACAAGCUCAGCAACAACGGGGCGCACCUGGCGAGACAUGGCAGCCUCAAGCCUGGACACCUACAUCGACGCCAGCUCGAAAGCGGUAGUAGACCAGCCCCGGCCUCAUGCAAUGGCUACCUAACCUAUGUAUGAUAAUAGUACAUGUAUGAAAAUGAUCCAUAACAUCUUGUAGGAUAAAAAAGUCAAAAGAACAGCUUAAUAGACUUGUAUAUUAUCAUGUAUGUAAUCCAGGUAGGUGCAUAAGUUACCAGCACGACUUCAACCACCCCGAUAACCAUGGAUCGAACUCUAUACACCUACU
Molecule: messenger RNA, 1616 nt
Organism: Xylaria bambusicola
Lineage: Eukaryota; Fungi; Ascomycota; Sordariomycetes; Xylariales; Xylariaceae
Exons: 1
Coding region: 574-1401 (275 amino acids)
Biological process (GO): mitochondrial respiratory chain complex I assembly
Cellular component (GO): membrane
Source: RefSeq, a predicted model, not a curated record